AUGCAGAUAGCUCGGAUCAUGGCCGAGGCGUACCGCACGUGUACGCUCGAUCCUGCGGAUAGCGACACCAACGGCGCCGAAUUCAAACGGCAGGACUCGUACGCCGUCGGCCGUGAAGAGCGGGCCAUGCCGUUCGGGAUGGGCGACCUCCGAGUGUGGGACCCGCGUUCGCGUCACGGCGCGGUUCUGGACGCGAUCGCUGGUAAACUGUUUGACGUGUACGCGAGGUUUUGGACCCGGGCAGCAAGGGCCGCGGCCCAAAACGAACGGUCGAGGCCAUCGGUCACCAAGAGUACGGGCGAAGGGCUGGCCGACCGAGGGCCGACGGCGAUGCCGGGUAUACGUGAUCUGGUCGAGAUCGUUGUAGCCGUGCGGGACGCGUUGUCCGGACACCAUCGACGCCGGCACGACGACGAUCGCGACCUCGGUACGGGACCGGCGGUGGCGGCGGUCGCGAGUAAAACACACGCGCGGCAAGGCAGAAGGCUGAGAGUCGAGGUAAUGCCAACGCACGUGGAAGACCGUAGUUCCCGGGCGGACGGACAGCCGCCGGCCGUGCGCCGGGAAUCGACGCGUGAGCUCCGGAAACGCCUGGCCCUGGUCACCGACCGGUUAAAAUUGGUGGACAAAGAAAAACGUGACCUGAUGGUCGCCGUGCAUAGAGUUCGACUGGACCCGUCGGUCACCUUGCUGCGCGCCACGCUCGACAAAGAGAGAAAAAAAAACGUUCGUUUGCAAUCCGUCGUCGACGAAAUGUUCGCCGCCACCAGAACGGUUCGAAACUGUCCCCUUUGUGAUCUGUAUACAAAUGCCGAUAUCAAUUAA
Molecule: messenger RNA, 825 nt
Organism: Cinara cedri
Lineage: Eukaryota; Metazoa; Arthropoda; Insecta; Hemiptera; Aphididae
Source: the annotation of a GenBank genome assembly